GGGAGUUCCGGCGGUCACCUGAUACACUCAGCUUCCGGUCUCCACCUUGUUGCCAUGGUGUCGCUGUUGGGAGUUUCGUGUCUUGUGAUCGUGGCUGUGUUGUGGGGAGGGACAAACCCGUUUCUGAAGAAAGGGACCGAGGGAAUCGAAGACGUGAAGAAAGGGAACGCGGUCUUGCAGUUUCUUGCAGAAAUCCGGUUUCUUUUUCUCAAUUAUAAGUAUUUGGUGCCGUUUCUUUUGAAUCAGAGUGGAUCAGUCAUUUACUAUCUGACACUGGCCUCUACAGACUUGUCUUUAGCUGUGCCUGUAUCCAGCUCCCUCACAUUCCUCUUUACACUGUUAACAGGGAAGCUCUUGGGUGAAGAAAUUGGUGGGAAACGGGCUGUGUUUGGGAUGUUUCUCACUAUGCUUGGCGUUACACUCUGUGUGGCCAGCUCUGUUGGGGAGAACAGCUAAAAGAGAUAGCUUGUAUACCCAACUAUGAAAAGGGAGCAAAAUACUGAAAAAGAAAAGCAGUCACAUGGACUGCCCUGGUCUACACAGUGCCCCGAUACUACAGACCAUGCCCUGGUUGUAGGAACUGAUGCAGGUGCUCUGAGGCCAGCAACACCUGAGUCUACUGUGUGCUCCAAACACGUCCUGGUUCCAUACCAAGGAAUCUUCAGAAGGAAGAUUCUCAAGAACUGUACAUGCUGUCCUUAUCGCGGCAUUGUGUGCAAGCUGCAGCAGACACUAUAAAAUGAGAUCUUCAGACAGGAGUGUUUACACUUAAAGGGCAGUUGCAAAAACAAGGAACAUGCAGGUCACAGAUCCUUCCAAAUCAUUCAAGAAAAACACACCACAUUUAUAUAUAUAAAGUUAGAUUUUUAUUUAAACUAAGUAGACAUAUUGAAGUAAUUUGUAAGCUCCAGACAGUAAACAGUUUGUCUCUUGCAAAAAAAAAAAUCUGUAACUAUUG
Polyodon spathula (Mississippi paddlefish) is the source of this 958-nucleotide messenger RNA. It is a transcript of the gene tmem234, whose product is annotated as transmembrane protein 234. Lineage: Eukaryota; Metazoa; Chordata; Actinopteri; Acipenseriformes; Polyodontidae. The transcript is spliced from 5 exons. Bases 55 to 456 code for a protein of 133 amino acids. The record is from RefSeq and is a predicted model, not a curated record.